CACCAGCACCAGCGGUAGUAUUAGCACUCAGCACUCAGCGCGGCAGCAGCAGUAGUAUUAUUACUCGGGACUCUCCAGUACUAGUAUGGUCGUGUUCAAUGGAUUACUGAAGAUCAGGAUCGUGGAGGCUGUGGACCUGAAGCCCACCCCCUGGUCCCUGAGACAUGCGGUGGGUCCGAGGCCCCAGACCUUCCUGCUGGACCCCUACAUGGCCCUGAACGUGGACGACUGGCGGGUGGGGCAGACGGCCACUCGGCAGAAGACCAACAGCCCCUCCUGGAGGGACGAGUUCGUGACCGACGUGCGGGACGGCCGGAGGAUCGAACUCGCCGUCUUCCACGACGCGCCCAUCGGCUACGACGACUUCGUGGCGAACUGCACCGUCCAGUUCGAGGACCUCCUGCAGAACGGCAGCCGCCACUUCGAGGACUGGAUAGACCUGGAGCCAGAAGGAAGGGUGUACGUUGUCAUAGAUCUCUCUGGGUCAUCAAGCGAAGGCACUGGGGUCCUUUCGAAAAUGGGCAUGAUGGCAACUGCUCCCGUGUCUGGUCUCCAGUUAACAGCACCCAAGGAAAAUGAAGAGCAUGUGUUCAGAGAGCGGAUGCUACCCAGGAAACGGCAAGGAGCUGUCCGACGAAGGGUCCACCAGGUCAACGGGCACAAGUUCAUGGCCACCUACCUGAGGCAGCCCACCUACUGCUCACACUGCCGGGACUUCAUCUGGGGAGUGAUUGGUAAACAAGGAUACCAGUGUCAGGUUUGCACCUGUGUUGUGCAUAAGCGAUGCCACGGACUUAUCAUAACCAAGUGUGCUGGUUUGAAGAAACAGGAAACACAGGACGAGGUGGGCUCUCAACGUUUCAGCGUCAACAUCCCUCACAAGUUCAGCAAUCACAAUUUCAAGGUGCUCACCUUCUGCGACCACUGUGGCUCUCUGCUCUGGGGCCUGAUGAGGCAAGGGCUGCAGUGCAAAGAUAACCGCAGUAAAACCAAAAGGGAUGUGAACAACUUUGAUCAAGAUUUCACCCGUGAGGAGCCUGUGUUGACACUAGUGGAUGAUGCCAUCGUUAAGCAAAUAAACCAAGAGGAAUUCAAAGGUUUCUCCUAUUUUGGUGAAGAAUCACUGGCGUAG
This is a messenger RNA of Callorhinchus milii (elephant shark), 1132 nucleotides long. RefSeq names its product protein kinase C epsilon type. Gene Ontology annotation, biological process: protein phosphorylation. Gene Ontology annotation, molecular function: ATP binding; protein serine/threonine kinase activity. The record is from RefSeq and is a predicted model, not a curated record. The transcript is spliced from 9 exons. NCBI's taxonomy places the organism in Eukaryota, Metazoa, Chordata, Chondrichthyes, Chimaeriformes, Callorhinchidae. Bases 86 to 1132 code for a protein of 348 amino acids.